Molecule: messenger RNA, 1416 nt
Organism: Branchiostoma floridae (Florida lancelet)
Lineage: Eukaryota; Metazoa; Chordata; Leptocardii; Amphioxiformes; Branchiostomatidae
Product: cytochrome P450 2F3-like
Exons: 4
Coding region: 409-843 (144 amino acids)
Biological process (GO): xenobiotic metabolic process
Cellular component (GO): cytoplasm; intracellular membrane-bounded organelle
Molecular function (GO): iron ion binding; oxidoreductase activity, acting on paired donors, with incorporation or reduction of molecular oxygen, reduced flavin or flavoprotein as one donor, and incorporation of one atom of oxygen; heme binding
Source: RefSeq, a predicted model, not a curated record
UUAACAAGGAUGCCGGAUUGUACCAUUAUAUAUACAUGGUGUCUAUAUUAAUUUCACUUUUUAAUACGUAAAAGUAAGCAUACUUUAAAUUAUUAUUAAUAACCUUAUUGUUAACGAGGAAGACAUUUUAGAAAUAAAAAUGUUCAUCUAGGCAAAUUGUUUUCCACUUUUCCCCGAAUUUGCAAAAAAAAUAUUAUUAUAUAACGAGACCAAUUUUCACUCAUUGCUAUAAAAUGAAACAGACCAGUGCAGCAAAGUAAACACUGCUCAAAGCGUGAGACAAUAGACUGUUAUUCUCCCAUUAGCAGCCCGGGUGUACGUUUGGGAAAAUUUGUCGGGGCAGUUGUAUCUACUACCGAAGACAUAGGGUAUAGCAGAAUUCUUUUUACUGUAGACAUAUCUACAACAAUGUCGUAUUGGGGCUACAUGUUUCAAGUGUUCAGUAGCCUACAGGUGAUAUUACUAGCCGUUCUGUGUGUCAUCGUGACACUUGUACUGUGUGGGCGGCCGAGAAAUCUGCCACCAGGACCGAGAGGACUGCCGAUUGUCGGUAACGCCAUAAACCUGAUCAAGCUUACCCACGUGCGAGCCUACGCCAAGUGGUCGAAGCAGCACGGCGACGUGUUUACCUACUAUUUCGGCCCCAGACGGGUCAUAGUACUGAAUGGUUACGCCGCCAUUCACGAAGCACUGGUGAGGAACGCCAAAGAUUUUUCCAGCCGUCCUCUUGGGGAAGCUUUCUUUAGUCCAGAUGGAAAAACUUUAGGAAUAGCCGAAGAACCUUAUGGCCCGAAGUGGAAGGAAUACCGAAAGUUCGCCAUGAUGAGCCUGCGUGACUUCUGAGUUGGAAAGAGAAGUCUGGAAGGGAAGAUUCUUCAAGAGGCACGAGCUCUUGGUGAAGAAAUCUCAAAAACAGGCGGACGACCAUUUUUUAUCGCCAAGAUGAUGCAGAAUGCUGUUUCAAACGUCAUCUGUUCAAUUGUGUUCGGCCGUCGUUAUGAGUAUGACGACAUGGCAUUUAAAAGUCUUCUCAAAGCAAUUAAUCGAGUUUUCUCUAAAGGCUUGUCUGAAUACUUGGCCCAUUUUUUCCCUGCUCUUGGAAUCCUUCCUUUUGUUCGUGAAAAAGAAAUACAGCAGGCUCAGGAUAAGAUCAUGAACCAUAUCAAAGAAAUGAUUAUGGAGCACGAAGAAACAUUCGACCCGAAUGACAUCGGAGAUUUUAUUGACGCAUUUCUUCUGGAGUCUAAAAGACGACAGGUAGACGAAGACUCUUCCUUCACUCAGCAGGAACAUGCCGCGAUCGUCUAUCAACUGCUCCUGGCAGGAACUGACACAACAUCUACCACCUUACGUUGGGCCCUGCUCUACAUGAUCCUCCAUCCGGACAUCCAGGAGAAAGUACAGCAGUAGAUAGAC